UUCGUACAAAGUAAGUUAAAUUCUUUCUUUAAUAAUUGCACACCGAUAUAUUUAUGAGGUAGUCCUUCGCUCGUAAAUUUUCGAAUAUCAUAUACAACUCUUCCAGCAUUCGUACAUUUAUGUAAAUAAACGUUUCUAUCUAAAUGUAAAGAAUAUUCGCAAGUAGUAUUUUUUAUAUCAAUUUCCUUAAAAUCCGAUCUACAUAAUAACACUGAAAAACCAAUCGUUAACGCAAAUAAUUCUAAACAGGUUAUAAUAGCGAAAGCGAUUAAUAUAUUACGAGACAUGAUGUAAAAAUAACGUUUAAAACCAAAAUCAUUGCGUAUUAAAACAACACAAAACGACUAGUGCGCAUGCGCGUAUUAAAAUAACACAAAACUACUAGUGCGCAUGAGCGAAAAACAUAAUAAAAAAACUAGAUAGCGAAUUCAAAAAUUAAUUCAUUAGAAAAAUGGGAGAGUCAAGUACAUGCGUGUCGUCGUUCGGUUGGAGAGCAUUUUUUCCAAUCAACGAAAAAUUAUUAGUUCCCUACGCUUUCUCUAAUGGUAGCUUCUCAAGCAUCGAAUUGGCAGAACACUCGGCUAAAUCGCAAAACUUUCCACCAUCCAUUAAAAUUCUAUAUUGCGUGGAUUACCUACCACGAUUUAUACCCAAGGUGAAACAUUUCCGAUGGCUGCUUACAUCGAAGGAAUCUUAUCAUCAUCAAAGCUUAGAAAUUCUAUCGGAAUCUAGCAAAACCUUUAACAAUUUUGAAGAAUGUUUCAUCGAUUCGGAAAAACAUAAUCCUCAUUGUGGACCCGAAAAUAAUAUUCCGAAAAUGUAUUUCGAGUAUAAAAGUGAAAACCAAUAAAUAUAUAUUUUUUUAAAUUUCGUGUCUUGUUUUAUUUAAUAAUAUUUUUAGGUUCAUUUAACUAAAACCGGUUUAUUGGGGAAAAACGCGAUUGCGUCAUAAAAGCGAUUACGUCAUUUUUAAAGUUCGCUGACCUAAAACAAAACCAAAACCAAGCGAUUGCGUCAUAAAAAAAUUAUAUAAAAGCGAGACAAACAAUAAAACUAAUCAUUAUUCGUAUUACUAUCGAAAGAAGAAGAAGGACUAUUUUCAUAUCAUAAUGAACGGAAACAACGCAGAGAUGAUAGCUCGCGAAGUAGGCCCGAAUUUUGAUUGGAAAGAUUUUUCUAGAUUAAAUUUAAGCGAAGAAGUAAUAAGACGACUUGAAGAUAAAGUCGAUUGGGACAUUAUUUCUGAAAAAACUAAUCUUAGUGACGAAUUUAUUAGAGAUUUCCAACAUAAAUUAAAUUGGAAUAAAAUUUGGAAAAACAAACGCUUCUCCUCCGAUUUUAUACACAGAUAUGUUCAACGAGUUAACUGGGACGAUGUUUGUCGUUAUCAACAGCUAUCAGAAUCCUUUUUGACUCAAUAUCACGAUCGUCUAAACUGGAAUCUCGUAUCUCAAUAUCAAAAACUGAGUCAAAAUUUCAUAUUAACUUUUAAACAUUUCCUGAAUAUGAAGCUUAUUUGUCAAUAUCAACAAUUGCACGAAGAAAUUAUUAGAGAACUUGAUAACGUUGUGGAUUGGGACCUUAUUUCGAAGCACCAAGAAUUAUCCGAAAAAUUUAUGGAAGAUUACAAGCAUAAACUUAAUUGGUGUAUUGUCAUUGCUAAUCAGAAACAUUUAUCAAACAAAUUUGUAUCGAAUAAUUAUCAUUUUACUCUGAUUUAUGUUUUAUCGAAAAUAUGCGAAAAGUUAUAAUUUUUUUUCUAAAAAAUAAUUUUAACAUAAUCUUUAUUUUUUAAAUAUAAUUAAUAAAAUUUAUACUCUUAUGUUUUUUGUAUAAUCUUCAAAUUAAUAUAUAUCAUUGUAACCCCUUAUUCUUUAUUCCAAUAAAAGAGAGAAAAAAGAAAAAAUCGUGUCGUUUAUUUAAUCACCGUCGCGACACAAUAAAUACCGUUAAAAAAUCGAUAAAUAUCGAAAUAGCAAAUAGCAUGAUCCGAUUAGUGACGGUACAUGUUAUUUGUUAUUUCUUUUAACAUCUAAUUUCGAAAAUAUAUUAAAAAAAUAUUUAAAAUAAUAUAUUUCUUAACAGAUGGCGCCACUCGCAAAAAA
Molecule: messenger RNA, 2105 nt
Organism: Centruroides sculpturatus (bark scorpion)
Lineage: Eukaryota; Metazoa; Arthropoda; Arachnida; Scorpiones; Buthidae
Exons: 1
Coding region: 1110-1751 (213 amino acids)
Source: RefSeq, a predicted model, not a curated record